Molecule: messenger RNA, 1152 nt
Organism: Lodderomyces orthopsilosis Co 90-125
Lineage: Eukaryota; Fungi; Ascomycota; Pichiomycetes; Serinales; Debaryomycetaceae
Gene: RIM2
Product: Rim2p
Exons: 1
Coding region: 1-1152 (383 amino acids)
Biological process (GO): pyrimidine nucleotide import into mitochondrion
Cellular component (GO): mitochondrion
Molecular function (GO): pyrimidine nucleotide transmembrane transporter activity
Source: RefSeq, a predicted model, not a curated record
AUGGCCCUAUCUCCCAAAGAUCAAGAUAAACUAAGAAGUUUGGAAAGAGAUGCCGAAGAAGCAUAUAAAUACAUGGCUUCCGAUGAGCAGUCAUCUACAUUCAAAGAUAAGGAACUAAUAUAUGAGCUUGAUGCAGCAGCUCCGAAACAUAUUACAUCCACAAGAAUCACUAGAUCCGAAAUAAAAGAGACUAAACCGUGGGUACAUUUCGUUGCUGGAGGAAUUGGUGGUACUGUAGGUGCAGUUAUCACAUGCCCACUUGAUGUUGUCAAGACAAGACUACAAUCUGAUGUAUACCAUAAUGUUUACAACACUACUGUCAAAUCUGGGAACCCUAUAAAACAAGCGUUUCAGCAUUUAGCAGAAACUGGAAGUGCAUUAAGAGGAAUGUAUGUCAAUGAAGGGGUAAGGUCAUUGUUUAAAGGUCUAGGACCAAAUUUAGUUGGUGUAAUACCGGCUAGAUCAAUUAAUUUCUUCACAUAUGGAGCCACUAAGGACUUUUUGAUACGAAAUUUUGGAACUUCAACUAAUAAUGAAAAAACUGAACAAACUUGGAUGCAUUUGGUUUCCGGUAUAAAUGCAGGAUUUGUAACUUCAACGGCAACAAACCCCAUUUGGUUGAUUAAAACAAGACUACAAUUGGAUAAAUCCAAACUGAAAAUAUACAAAAAUUCAUGGGAUUGUUUAAAACAUGUUGUUAAAAAUGAAGGUUUUUUCAGUUUAUAUCGAGGAUUAAGUGCAUCCUACUUGGGUGGAAUUGAAAGUACGAUACAAUGGGUGUUAUAUGAACAAAUGAGAAUGUUUAUAAACAAGAGAUCAUUAAAAAUCCAUGGAACUGAUCCAACAAACAAAACUACUAAAGAUCACAUUAUGGAAUGGUCAGCUAGAUCAGGAGCUGCUGGGUUAGCCAAGUUUUUGGCCAGUUUGAUAACGUAUCCUCAUGAAGUUGUUAGAACAAGGUUAAGACAAGCGCCAUUAGAAAGUACUGGUAAACCAAAAUAUACGGGAUUGAUUCAAUGUUUCAAAUUGGUGUUCAAAGAAGAAGGGUUUGCCAGUAUGUACGGUGGUUUAACGCCUCACUUGCUUAGAACUGUACCUAAUUCAAUUAUUAUGUUUGGAACGUGGGAAUUAGUUGUGAGAUUGUUGUCAUGA